Messenger RNA from Rattus rattus (black rat), 5113 nucleotides. It is a transcript of the gene Gatad2a, whose product is annotated as GATA zinc finger domain containing 2A. Gene Ontology annotation, cellular component: NuRD complex. The transcript has 12 exons. The coding region runs from base 403 to 2304 and encodes 633 amino acids. The record is from RefSeq and is a predicted model, not a curated record. Gene Ontology annotation, biological process: negative regulation of transcription by RNA polymerase II. Lineage: Eukaryota; Metazoa; Chordata; Mammalia; Rodentia; Muridae.
ACUUCAUUGGCUUGCGGCGCCGCCACUCGGAGAGACGUGCCUCAACCCGGAAGUGUGAGAGGCAAAAUCUGCCUAGCAACCGGGGAAGCCGGGCUGUGAAGCGGGCAAUUUCAGUGUGAGAAGGAGCGGUGAGACCGAGCGGCGGCUCCGAGCGCGCCGCGGCAGCUCCUUCCGCCCGGGGUCAGCGCCCCGGCGCGCGCACGCGCACCCUCGCUGCCUGAGCGCGCCCCGCGCCGCCCGCGCAGUCGGUCCGUCGGUCGUCCGUCGUCCUGUCGCCGCCGCCGCCUCAGGCGCCACCCGCGGGAGCCGUCGCCGUGGGACGAGACCAGACCGGACCCGAGCGCUCUGCCUGAGGCUGGCCCGGGGCCCAGCUGCGGAUCGCGCGGAGCUGAGCAACUUCGAAUGAGUGAAGAAGCAUGCCGAACCCGCAGUCAGAAGCGAGCCUUUGAACCUGACCUAACGGAGGAUGAUGUGGAGAGCAAGAAAAUGAAAAUGGAGAGAGGACCAUCAGAACUGCCGGUGGAUGGAGACAGCAGGGUGAUGCCAGAGCCCAGUGCAGGCCCAGCCCAUGGGUUGCUGAGGACAACAGAGGCCAUGGGCACAGGAUCUGGCGAAGGGCUGUUAGGAGACGGGCCUGUGGACAUGCGUACCUCACACAGUGACAUGAAGUCUGAGAAGAGACCUCCCUCGCCUGAUGUGAUUGUGCUCUCUGACAGCGAGCAGCCAUCAAGCCCAAGGGUGAAUGGCCUGACCACAGUGGCCUUGAAAGACACCAGCACUGAGGCGCUCUUGAAAAGCAGCCCAGAAGAGCGAGAACGGAUGAUCAAGCAGCUGAAGGAGGAAUUGAGGCUAGAGGAAGCAAAGCUGGUCUUGUUGAAGAAGCUGCGACAGAGUCAAAUACAGAAGGAAGCCACUGCCCAGAAGCCUACAGCUUCCUCAGGGAGCACUGUGACCACCCCUCCCCCACUCGUGCGGGGUCCCCAGAACAUUCCUGCUGGCAAGCCAUCACUCCAGACCUCCUCCACUCGGAUACCCGGCAGCAUCAUCCCACCACCACUGGUCCGCGGUGGGCAGCAGGUGUCUGCCAAACUGGGACCACAGGCCAGCUCUCAAGUAGUCAUGCCACCACUUGUCAGGGGAGCCCAGGUGAGUCAGCAGAUUCACAACAUCAGACAGCAUUCCUCCACGGGGCCACCACCCCUCCUCCUGGCCCCCCGUGCCUCAGUGCCCAGCAUGCAGAUUCAGGGACAGAGGAUCAUCCAGCAGGGACUCAUCCGGGUCGCCAAUGUCCCCAACACCAGUCUGCUCGUCAAUAUCCCUCAGCCUACGGCAGCCUCACUGAAGGGGACAACAGUUGGCUCUGCUCAGGCAAACUCUACUCCCAGCAGUGUGGCUUCUGUGGUUGCCUCUGCUGAGUCCCCAGCUAGCCGGCAGGCUGCUGCCAAGCUAGCGCUGCGCAAGCAGUUGGAGAAGACACUGCUGGAGAUCCCCCCACCCAAGCCCCCUGCUCCGGAGAUGAACUUCUUGCCCAGUGCUGCCAACAAUGAAUUCAUCUAUCUGGUCGGCUUGGAGGAAGUGGUGCAGAACCUGCUGGAGACGCAAGCGGGCAGGAUUUCUGCCACCUCAGCUGCUGCCGUGUUAUCCCGGGAGCCUUACAUGUGUGUGCAGUGUAAGACAGACUUCACAUGCCGCUGGCGAGAGAAGGGUGGAGCUGUCAUGUGUGAGAACUGCAUGACAUCCAACCAAAAGAAGGCACUAAAAGUGGAGCACACCAGUCGCCUGAAGGCCGCCUUCGUGAAGGCGCUACAACAAGAGCAGGAGAUGGAGCAGCGACUGCUGCAGCAGGGCGUGGGCACCGCCAGCAUCAAGGCUGAGACUGCAGCUCCACAUCCCUCGCUGAAGCAGGUCAUAAAGCCCCGACGUAAGUUGGCGUUCCGCUCAGGAGAGGCCCGUGACUGGAAUAACGGGUCCGUACUACAGACUUCCAGCCAGCUGUCCCGGGGUUCAGCCACAACACCUCGUGGUGUUCUACACACUUUCAGCCAGUCACCCAAACUGCAGAACGCAGCCUCAGCUACGGCCCUGGUAAGCAGGACUGGCAGACAUUCCGAGAGAGUCGUGGGCACCAGCAAGGGCACCGCCUCCAACUGGAAAAAGACACCUCUGAGCACAGGUGGGACCCUUGCCUUCGUCAGCCCAAGCUUGGCAGUGCACAAGAGCUCCUCGGCCGUGGACCGACAGCGAGAAUACCUCCUGGACAUGAUUCCUCCACGCUCCAUCCCCCAAUCAGCCACAUGGAAAUAGUGGGAGCCGGCCCAGCCGAGGACAGGCCCUCUGCUCUCCCGAGGCCCUUGGUCUAGGACACGCAGACUACCCUCCUAGCAAGUUGCCUGAGACAGCUCAGGCCUUGGCUCUUGCCUUGUUGUGGCCAGGAGAGUGCCACCAUGGUGCCCAGGAUCAGAACCAGGGACCUUCCCUAUGGGCCUUCUCCUUCCUUUUUGCCUUUAGUUUGCCCGACACCAGCAGAAACUCGGACCUUGGGGCCAGCUCUGCCUGGCCAGCGUGGGUGGGAGCUCACCCUGGACACUGUGACACACCCGGGCCAGACUGGCACCGGGGGCUCCCGAAGUUGAGCCGGGAUUUCGUUUUCUUUUGGCUUUUCCCAUCUUAGCUCCCCAGUCUCUGCCUCUUCAUGGCCAUCUAUAGGUUGAAGUUUGGGUUUUAUUGGGUUUUUUGUUUUUGUUUUUUUUUAUAAUCACCUCAUAAUGAUGAUGGAAUUAAAGUGAACUGCAUAGACCCAGGGUCAUGGUUGUGCACAGUGCAGUCUGGCAGGCUCUACCCCAGAGGAUGCUCAGAGUGGCAGCAGCAGAGAUGGCAGGUGCCACCCUGGCUCUGGUCGUGUCUGUUGCUGCUCACUGCAGUCCCUGGCUUCCACACUUAGCAGAAUGAACCGCAGCCCAGAUCUGUCUGACAUCCAGAGGCUCCAGAGGGAUGCUGGGGUCCGCCAUGCUGGAGUCAGAGCUGACUGCUGGCUGGGAGGCUGCUGGGUUACUUUUCGUGGUUUAUUUUAUUAAAAAUUUCUAUCCUUUUUCUCUUCAUUUUGAUGGACACAAUCUCAAGAUGCCCAUGCCUGCCAAGAGGCAUCCAAGUAGGGCCCAGCCAGAACCCUUAGGUCUGGAGUCAGCAGGGCUUACUCCCUCUUAGUCCACAGGGAUGUCUGAAAGGGCUGAGUCUACUUUUGUUCUGUUUUGUUUCCUUCUCCCUCCACUCUUAACAAUGGGUUCCAUGGUGAAAGGCAGAAGCAGCUCUGUGUCCAGCACGCACGGUGCGGCCUUCUGCUCAUGUGAUUGGUCGCCGUCGUUUCCCCAUCCAGCCCUGGUUUCCCUUGACACAAUACAGUUAGGGACUUUAAUUUAAACCCUUGUUCUGCAGACCAUCGCCCUCUGCAGACAUGCCCCUGCCUCCUCCUAAUAAAGGCUCAUUUAACUCCGUGAUCACUUGUGUGGAAAUCCUCCAUCUUUAGAAAUCAUUUGGACAUGUGGGCGUUCUGAGUUUUUGGAAGACCCUUUUGUUGUGUGAUACCCAAGUUGCUCAGUACUUUUGAAGUGUGUCACUUCCCAGGGUGGAUUUGGGGGAAUUAACAGAAGUUGACUUUUUAAGGGGGGUUGUUUUUACACCAAAAAAAAUAUGAAAAUAUAUGCAAGCAUUUCUUCAAUCCUUGAGUAUUUUUGUGCCUGGCAAGUUAGUUCCUGUUAUCUACACUUCCUGAGUGGCUGAGCCUCUGGUCAGCAAUUUAGGCUAAAGCCUUCUGGCUCCGUGGAACAGCAACACUGGGUGGCUUCCCUCAGCCAGAAGUCCUCAUCCCUGUGCAGUCACUGAUGAGACCAAGUCACCUAGAACUGGAUGCAGACCUUCCCUUGAGUUGAUGGUCUGACUGAGAGCUCUAUUGUCCUGGUGCAUUUGUGACCUCCCUACCCCUCAGUUUCCCAAGUCUAAUGACUUCUGCCAAUCACGACAUCCACCUGUCAUCUAACGUUCGUGGGUCAAGUUUAUGCACCUCACAAAGAACAGACCUCUGUCUGUGGGUCACACUAAACAGGAUGACAGGCUGUGGUGAAGGUCUCUGAGGAGGGCUGGAGUGAGGUGCCUUAGCUUACUUGAAAGUGCUGCCCAUUCCUCUGUGCCACACUGGCCUAAGCAGCAAGCCCUCAAGAUGAUCAGUCUGGGGACUGGGCCGGGAGGACCAGGUAUUUAGGGUAGAAAGCUGCCACCCCCACUGAAACUGGCUGUAGUCCCUACCCUGAGUGGUCUGUGUCCUGGGCUUCUUGAAACUCCCUAGAGGUAGACUGGCCUCUGCUUCCCGAGUGCUGGGAUUAAUGGCUUGCACCUCCAUACCUGGCUUGUAACUUUCCUGUCUAUCCCUGGGGAGGUGAAGAUGGAGGUGAUGGUUCCUACUUCAUCGAUUUCCCAAAGGCAAUCACAAAUAUCAGUGGCUCUCGUCAGCAAGGUCACAGGCAACCCCAUUUCCUCCACUCAUUUCGGGGACAGGUUUGAAGGAGCCAAGCGUAAGACACACCUGUGUCUGUUUAACCACCCCUAGGUGCUUGGUGUCCAGAACGUGGAAACAUCAGGAACCAGGCUUUUGCCAGAUGUGUGACCUAGGGUUGUUGGGAUGUUGGUCUUAUGGGCAGACUCCCGACCUAACUUCCCCUCCUCCCCACCACCUCAGGGAAAGCAGAAGCUUGCCCUAGGCAGUAAUAAGGGUUUUAAGUACUGGCUGUAACACACCUCUAUGCUACAGUCUCACAGCCUGAGUGCUGUUUAGGGGAUGGGUGGUCCUCAUCAUUCUGAAUGAUGUCAGCCUGAAGACCUUGGACUGUUUCCAAAAGGUGGUCAGUUUUAUAAUCCUCAGUGUUUAACAGUUACACUAGUACAAGGUAUGGGGGUUGGGGCAGUUGCUACUUGUAUUUAUUGUGACUGAACCUAUGACAAUACAUGUUUUUAAAGUGUGCCACCACAACUGGAAUAGAUGUUCCAAUAAUGAGCUGAAAUUGGUAGCCACCAUGUCAUGGGGAAGUCGGAAACCUGAAGGACAAUAAAGAAAUGGACCAAA